This is a messenger RNA of Penicillium robsamsonii, 2235 nucleotides long. RefSeq lists its product as uncharacterized. NCBI's taxonomy places the organism in Eukaryota, Fungi, Ascomycota, Eurotiomycetes, Eurotiales, Aspergillaceae. The record is from RefSeq and is a predicted model, not a curated record. The transcript has a single exon. Bases 1 to 2235 code for a protein of 744 amino acids.
AUGACUCACUCUCGCAGCUCUCGACGGGCGCGAUCGCAAUGGCCUCCAGCGCCCUGCGUUGAGGAAGAACCCCAGUCCCUCUCGAAGGAGCUAAACGGUCUCUCCAAGCUUGGAGAUAAACCGGGGGUCGACGGUGUACAUAUAAGGGGGGCUGUCGAUCAGUGUCCCAUCAUAGUCUCCGCCAACUCGUCUCCUUCAUCGUCUACCUCCCCUGACAGUGCUCCCAGUGUGCCUGGUCUCGGGGGUGUAUCUUCGGAUGAAAGUGCAGGGCCAAGGACGCCGCCUGCUCAAGAGCCGAUCUUUCGGAACACUGUCAGAUUUGAGACGGAUUAUCGGCCGAAAUAUGCGCAGCUCUCAACUGCAAAUCAACCACGCGGCCCGCCAUUCCGGCCUCCGGCCCAGCAACAGCCCACCCCGAUUAGUACACAGUGGGAACCCCGACCGCUUUCUCUUAACCGGGAUGGCAAUUCUAGCAGACACGGGUCGUCAAUGCAAACGUCUCAUGGCUCCCGUCGACCGAGUGUGCCGGAUCGCGGUGGUGCCCGAGCCCCUGUGCACGACAAGACCCAUCUACAACCACCCAAGCCUUCCAUUGGCCGGUCCAACAGUGCAAGACAUGCACCUUCAGCAACGCGUCCAAUGCCAGAACGCUUUCGACGGGAGCCUAGCUUGGGGUAUCUGUCAGAUUCGGCCACCACGUGCAACAGACCACCCUCACAGCCCCAGGCCCCUGUGCCCACGGUUCCUGUAUCAGCUCUAGCAAAUGCGCCCACCCUCGCAGAGCGUAUUGACGAGAAGCUUCGCCAGCGACAAGAACAGCGGGAUCCGGGGUCUAUGUCGGACCCGGAGAUGCGGCAAAUCCCCACAGCUGUAAGGCCCGUCAAACCAGUUCCUCUCGACAUGUCUCUCCCCCCUCCGCCUCCUGCUCCUGCUCCUGCUUCAGCAUCGCACUCACCUUCACGUGGGCCUCCACCUGUCCAGACACAACGAGCACAACAGGAAGUGCCCCCGGCCUCGCGUGCCCGCGCGACAUCGGUGACAAUGCCGCCUACCCGGUCGAUGUCUGGAUCUCGCCAUCCCUCACAGUCAGCAACCGAGAUGGUCAAAUCUACAUCAAACCAAGUCGCAACCCAACUCAACCCCGAUAGGUCGCUAGCUCCUACCGCACCGACUCGAGCCCUAGACACAUCACCCCAGCGCCCCGGUUCAGUGGGCUUGGGACUCUCUCCGUGCCCGCGAACCAUCGCCGUAUCAGGCUACCAAGAUUGGUAUACGCUUAAAGGCCUCACCCACCUGGACAUUUGCCCGUCCUGCAUGAGUCAAAUCGCACACUCCCGCUACCGUGACUACUUCAUCCCCAGCACCUCAAAGCCAGCCGGGCAAAAGACACGAUGCGCCUUCGCUAAUGCAUGGACCCGUCUCGCCUGGGCUCAGAUGAUAAAAAAGCAACACGAUAGCCUGGAGCUCCUGUACCAAAUGACACGCCCACCACCGGGUACACGCGCCUGUCCCGGCCGCAUCGUCGCCGAACAAUACUGGUACCGCAUCUACGACCCGGAAACCGGCGGCGACCUAGCUGGCUUUAACGUCUGCAACAGCUGCGCGCGCAACAUCCGCAUUUUAAUGCCCAGCCACCGGGAUACCUUCCAACCAAACCCAGACCCUGCCGAGAGAGUGUGCGACUUUGUGACCUCCAGUCCGCGAUUCGUGAAAUUCAUCGAUCUCCUCGAUGGAUCAGCUUCGCGCGCUGAAUCGGACUCCUCGCGCACCCGCCGCCCGGAUACGCGCGAGUUCCUCAACUACGCACGGCGCAAGGUCGUGCUGCGUGAUUGUCGUCGCGAUAGACCUGCUCUUAGUAGAUGGCACUUUAUCCCGUCGCUUCCGGAGAUGUGCGUGUGCGAAGACUGCUAUGAUGAGGUUGUCUGGCCGCUAGCGAGAUUGAAUCAUCCUAUUGCGUGUAUGGUCACGACGAAAAUGCGAAUAUUGCCUGGCGAUGGGCCUGGUCGGACCCGGGAGGCGAGUUGUCAGCUUUACUCCCCUCGUAUGCGGGCGAAGUUCCGGGACGCGGUUGUUAGGGAUGAUUUUGGGUUGUUGAGGUCUAUUGCGCAGAGGAGGGUUGAGGCUGAGAGGCGGUUCCUUGAUCGGAGGGAGGAGUUGUUGGUUGCUCAGUCGAAGGGGUAUGAUUGUGACGAGGAAAUGAGGAAGGCCGUUGAUGAGUGGAGGAGGUGGGAAUGA